Molecule: messenger RNA, 1074 nt
Organism: Hibiscus syriacus
Lineage: Eukaryota; Viridiplantae; Streptophyta; Magnoliopsida; Malvales; Malvaceae
Product: short-chain dehydrogenase RED1-like
Exons: 3
Coding region: 128-964 (278 amino acids)
Cellular component (GO): endoplasmic reticulum
Molecular function (GO): oxidoreductase activity
Source: RefSeq, a predicted model, not a curated record
UGAUAGCAUCUAGGUCACUUCUUGGGUACAUCAACCUACUGAGAAACCUGAAAAAUACUCGUCAAUCCCAAAUUCGAAAUGAAAUUUGCCUUUUACUAAUCGCCUGAAACAAGCCUAUAUCAAUUCAAUGGAAUCCCAGGAUCAAAACCCAGUUGUGUUAAUCACAGGUUGUUCACAGGGGGGAAUCGGACACGCCCUGGCUCGCGCUUUUGCCGAUAGCAACUGCAAGGUGGUAGCCACUAGUAGGUCUCUGAGCACCAUGUCUGACCUGCAAAAAGAUCCCAGGUUUUAUCUUCAAGAACUCGAUGUUCUGUCGGAGCAAAGCGUGCAGCAUGUCAUGUCCAAUGUAAUUGAUAAGUUUGGUCGUGUUGAUGUCUUGGUUAAUAAUGCUGGGAUCCAAUGCGUUGGCCCUCUUGCAGAAGUCCCUUUGCCCGCCCUCGAAAAUACCUUCAAUACCAACGUGUUUGGUUCAAUUAGGGUAGUUCAAGCUGUUGUACCUCACAUGGCAUCUAAGAAAAAGGGAAGGAUUGUGAAUGUUGGAAGUGUUAGUGCUUUGGCUCCUGGGCCAUGGUCCGGUGUCUACACAGCAUCUAAAGCAGCUCUUCAUGCGCUAACUGAUACUUUGAGAUUGGAGCUGAGCCAUUUCGGGAUCGAUGUCAUCAAUGUUGUUCCAGGAGCUGUAAGAUCAAACAUAGGGAAUUCUGCUAUUUCUAGCUACAACAGGAUGCCCGAGUGGAAUCUAUACAAACCAUUCGAACAAGCCAUCCGAGAGAGAGUUUACUUUUCACAAAGAUCCAAGACAACCCCAACGGAUGUGUUUGCAAAGGAUACCGUGAAGGUAAUACUGAAGAAAAAUCCACCAGCUUGGUUCUCAACAGGUCAUUACUCCACUAUUAUGGGAAUUAUGUAUCAUUUGCCAAUUUUUGUCAAAGAUUUCAUCAUUAGGAAAGCAAUGAAAGGUUGAUUUCUUCAACCUCGCACCUGCUGCAGGUUUAAUGUAGUUACUUGGAUUUUUAUGUCACGAUAACAUAGCUUUUUAAUCUUUAAACUCAAUCAAACCUUUUAGAGUAUUUU